This is a messenger RNA of Hippopotamus amphibius kiboko, 2199 nucleotides long. It is a transcript of the gene EDARADD, whose product is annotated as EDAR associated via death domain. The transcript is spliced from 6 exons. The record is from RefSeq and is a predicted model, not a curated record. Gene Ontology annotation, molecular function: protein binding. NCBI's taxonomy places the organism in Eukaryota, Metazoa, Chordata, Mammalia, Artiodactyla, Hippopotamidae. Gene Ontology annotation, biological process: signal transduction. The coding region runs from base 467 to 1081 and encodes 204 amino acids.
CCUGUGUGCGGAGGAGAGCUGCGGCUCGACUCAGGGCCAGAUGAGGGAGUCAGGGGCGCGACCCACGACUGCAGCCUGGUUUUAAGGCUGAGAAUCGCUUCGCAGCCGGUCCCGGGCAGCAGUCGCGCGAGCUCCGCGGCGGGACCUGCGGGGGGCGGGCGCCGGGGACCCCCGGGCACCCGGGGACUCCUCCCUGCGCCCCGGCCCGCGGCACCCAGGCUCCGGCCCGCGCCCCUGGAGCGGGGGUGGGGGGACCCGGACGCACGGGGUAGGGGCUUUGCUCAUUGCCAAGCAGGAAGUGAGCACGGGGAAGAGCGGCGGGGAGAGGGGAGGAGGCGCUGGCGGGGGAGGGGCGCGUGGCGCCGCGGAGGAGUGCUCCCGGCGCAUCGCAACGGCCGGGCGCCCCAGGCCCGCAGCCCCGCUCUCCUCCCCUGUCCCGGAGGCCGCCCGGCCCCACCCCGUCCCCAUGGCUUCUCCGGACGACCCUCUGCGCGCAGAUCAUUUGGCAAAGGAACCAGUGGAAGACACAGACCCUAGCACUAUAUCCCUUAAUAUGUCAGACAAAUAUCCCAUUCAGGACACGGGACUCCCUAAAGAGGAGUGUGAUCCAGUUACAUUGAACUGCCCAACAAAUUCUGAUGUGCAACCCCAGGGAGAAGAAAAUGGCUUUCCAGACAGUACUGGAGAUCCCCUUUCAGGUGUAAGCAAGGAGGCGUCCUGCGCGGAGAACCGUACCUGUUCCUCCUUCUCCCUCCGGGCCCCCACCAUCAGCGACUUGCUCAAUGACCAGGACUUACUGGACGUGAUCAGGAUAAAGCUGGACCCCUGUCACCCAACCGUGAAAAACUGGAGGAAUUUUGCCAGCAAGUGGGGCAUGCCCUACGACGAGCUGUGCUUCCUGGAGCAGCGGCCCCAGAGCCCCACCCUGGAGUUCUUACUGCGCAACAGUCAGAGGACGGUGGGCCAGCUGAUGGAGCUCUGUCGGCUCUACCACAGGGCGGACGUGGAGAGGGUCCUGCGCAGGUGGGUGGACGAGGAGUGGCCCACGCGGGGGCGUGGCGAGCACCCCAGGAGCUUCUAGACCCCGGCUCCUCCUCAUCGGCCUCUUUGGACAUUGAGACGCGCCCGGGUUAAGGAGCGACGUGAAUCUUUAAGGACCUCCUAAGCGGAGGAGCCGGAUGUGGAACAGCGGACACUGGUUUUCCCCAGAGCUGGUGGUUUUGUGGAGGGGUAGAGUAUGUUUCUGGUGGUGGAUUUUCCUUAGUUUUGCACAUCUGUUUUAAUUGAAUAUUUGAAUCUGGAAUUGGGGAGAAUGUGUUAUAGGCGUCUGUAGGGACCAGGGCCAAAGCUACAAUCAGACUGGAUUCAUGCCGUGAUAAAAAUAAAAGCACCCUCUCCGUUAAAUACUGAGGAUUGAAAUUGGAAGUACGAUUGUUGAUGGCCCCGAAAAGUCAUCAUCCACAGGGUCCUUUAUGAUCAACGACACUCCCACGGCUUUGACGAAAACCACAGAAAGAAGUGACCCUUUAGUCUGUUACUCUUUUUGUUAUAAAGUACUUAGGUGAAUUCACAGGCUACUGGCAUUGCGUGGUGAUACCCUUCAGGACACAUGUGACAUCCUUCUUAUUGUAUAAUCUGUGCACUCUCAAAGAGGUCUUUGCUUGAGUAUUUUUGAAAGAAGCAAAAACCAGUGGUUAUUGGAAGGGCACAGGAGUUAGCAGGGUAAAAGGACCACAGGAAAGGUGUUGACAAAGAGUAGACCCUUUUGGUACCCUUGGCUUUUUAAAAAUUAAUUUAAUAUUUACUUUGAUGUCUUUUAUAUCAAGCUGAGUGUUUUACGCCUGAGACGAAGCUCCGUUCAGAAAUGAAUAGGGACUUCCCUGGUGGUCCAGUGAUUAGGACCCUGCGCUUCCACUGCAGGGGGCGUGGGUUUCAUCCCUGGUCGGGGAACUAAGAUCCUGCAUGUCACAUGGUGUGGGGGAAAAAAAAGAAAAGAGAAGAAAGAAAAAUCACUGGCCUGUGGGUGAAAUGCAACCCCUUGUAGCACCCACCACCACCCCAGCCUAAAACAGGCCCCAUAAGACUACACAGCACUUUAGCCAAGGAAGAGAAGUCUUUACUGAUGAUACUGGGAAUCUAAAUUUUAAAGGAUUGUAAACCAAAUGAAAAAUUGGGUUCAGAGAAUAUCCAAUGUUCUUU